AUGUCCGACAAAGAUGAAAUUCCUCCUUCACCUUCGCUCGUAGCGCCUCAGAUUCCUGCCGCUGACGGUCACGACGAUGACGAUCAAGACGGCGGGCAAUUGCGCUACUUUGCCCGAUCGCCACACCCGUAUCACCGACAGAGAUUCGAGCUGCUUCAUCCAUCUGACAAGCUCGCCCCACAAACCUGCAGGAGCAGCACUGGCAGCUCCUCAACUUCGCGCGGUGCCGCUGGAUCUUCUCGGCUACACCCACCAUCCGCCCUUAGUUCUCCCUUCGUAAAGGAGUCGACUCCGACGAGCGACAGCGGUACGGACGCCGACGAUGAGCACUUCCUCAAGGGACUGCCGGCGCCACGGACGAGACAACAUAAAGGGUUGCGUGGGCGUAACGAGCCGCUAUCUGGGGCCUCCACUCCAUUGCUACCACCAGACCUGCUGGAGGAGGAGGGACGCAAAGCUCCACCAGGCCCGAGACAGGACGCAUCUGUUCGCGACAGGCGUGCCAAAGCAGAGAAGACGCGGCGCAAAAAGGAGAUCAUUCGACGGGCUGCGGAAGCUCUAAUCUUGUUCUCUUUGGGUGCCAUUCUUUACUCGAAUCGCGACGUCAAGUCUGUAGUGCACGCGUGGAGAAAAGAACUAACCAUACAGGGUCUACUCGCUGCCUUGUUGGUUGCCGUUUACCCUCUCCGAGUCGUGUUAUGGGCCUACAUUGAAGGCACUCCCUCGAGGCAGAUCCCGCUGUCUGUGCCGACCUCUUUUGACCCAGGACCUCUUUUUUAUCCGCCAACGAUACCUAUAUACGUUUCGCUCCUCUUGUCUCCUAACAACCAGUUCAUCAUCCUACCAAACCUGGUUCUGAGCAUAGCAUCGCUCCCUAGAGCUCUAGUCCCCCUCGCGAUCGGCGGUGAGCUUUGCGAUCCUGCGCAUUGGCUUUUAUCCACUGUUCCGCUGGUUGCCAGCGGGCUCACGGCUCAAAACUGGGAACUUGGACGGCUGGGAACUGUGCCAAUCACGGAAAUAGCCGUCAUCCUGUAUCCGCUGCACCAAAACCUUUGCAUGCUGCUCCAGCAGUUGACGACUACGAGUUUGCUUCCGGCUGAAUUGCAGCUAUUGUCGAUAGUUUUGGUCAACAUUUUGCUGUUCUCGACCUCCCCACAGAUGGUCAUCUUGACAACGCUUAUCUGGGGCGGCGGACUGGCCCUCCUUGUGCUGUGCGGGCAUGUGAUCAGAUGGGGAAUCACUCUGGCGCGUGUUCCUAAGUGGCGCUUCAAGAGACCAUCUCAUGCCAGUGGAUCCAACACGAGGCAAGCGUCCACGUUGUUACGCCACCUGUUCAACCUCGUAACCGUUCGCGGCUUCAGAUAUGAGCUAUUCGGUGCAGAUUAUAGCGAUGACGAAUAUUGCGCCUUAUCAGAUGCAGGCAAUCACGAAGGCCGAUACUCGCCCGAUAUAGCAGGAGGCGAUAUGAAUAUGGAUGGGGGCCAUGAAGGUCCUUUCAGUCUCCUGAAGAGCUUCACUCUUUCUGCAGACCAAGAGGAGGACAGCAUGCGUUUGGACCCGUCGGUUAGCCAUGCGGAAACCUUUCCAGUUCUAUCCGCAAACAGGCUCAAGCCCAGGCGCCAUACCUUAUCAACACUUACGGGCCCGGGUCCUCGGUCCAAGACACAUACACCGUCCGGCCGUCGGAAGAGGUCGGCAUCAUCGAGCAUCCGCGCCUUCUUUUCACUCACCUACGCACAGGCCACCGCGAGAAAAUGGGCAUACGCCAUCUGGAUGUACAUUUGUAUAAUCGGCAUCAUACUCGGCGGUGUUCGAGUAUACGUGGGCAAGUAUGCUCUUCAAGGGGAGGAGCCCAUUGGCUGGGCUCUAGGUUAUCUUUUUGGUGACCUGCCUUGGUUCAGGCUUCAGGUGGUCAAGGCAAACCUUGAACGGUGGAUCUGUCUGCCACCUCGCUGGGACGAAGAUGCCAUUGAGCAGUGUUCGUCGGCCCUUUGUCGGCUGGGUUGGGUUGAGCAUCUACGACAUGCUGUUCUGGGGGAGGCCAACACCCGUCUGUUACUCAGUGCCUACUGGUUGGUGAUCAUCGUUGUCGGUCUGGGGGUGGUCUUCAAGUUGACGCCCAUCUAUGAGGUGGAUACUCGGCGCAAGGUCUUCCACUUCAUGAUGGUGGGAAUGCUCCUCCCCGCCACUUAUGUUGAUCCAUCAUAUGUUGCGCUCGCACUUGCCCUCAUUCUCGCCAUCUUUCUACUCCUUGAUCUCAUUCGUGCGAGCCAGCUUCCACCACUUUCGAAACCGAUCGCAUCAUUCUUAACGCCCUAUGUUGAUGGGAGAGAUCUCAGAGGCCCAGUUGUUAUUUCACACAUUUUUCUCCUGAUAGGUUGUUCUAUCCCAUUGUGGCUGUCGCUGGCAGCUCUAGGAAGUGAUGACGCUGCUGAUGACCAACGCCGCCAGAGCCCUCUAAUGGCAGGUUGGGAAUUGUCGACACGAGACGUCAGCAUGGUGUCUGGUGUCGUUUGCGUUGGACUUGGCGACGCUGCAGCAUCCCUGAUAGGGAGACGUUGGGGACAUCGAAAAUGGAUCUGGGGUGGCGGCAAGUCCCUAGAGGGUAGUCUUGCCUUUGCAGUCGCCGUCUUCCUGGGUUUAGCCGCCGCUAGCCUGUGGCUACGCAUCGGGGGCUGGUCGAUCACUGGAGAGGGCCUCGGGGACGAAUGCACCCUCGGCAUCUGGCCGUGUUCUUGGCGCUGGCUGGUCCAGGACCAUCUGCGUGGCUGGGUUAGGUCGCUACGUGGAGCGGCAGUCUGCGGUUCUAUGGCAAGCUUGACGGAGGCUGUGCUCACGGGUGGAAAUGACAACGUGAUUGUUCCGGUUGUUUUGUGGACUUGUGUCAAAAGCCUCGGGGUUUGA
Messenger RNA from Pyricularia pennisetigena, 2904 nucleotides. RefSeq lists its product as uncharacterized. Gene Ontology annotation, cellular component: endoplasmic reticulum membrane. The record is from RefSeq and is a predicted model, not a curated record. Gene Ontology annotation, molecular function: dolichol kinase activity. The transcript is spliced from 2 exons. Gene Ontology annotation, biological process: dolichyl monophosphate biosynthetic process. The coding region runs from base 1 to 2904 and encodes 967 amino acids. NCBI's taxonomy places the organism in Eukaryota, Fungi, Ascomycota, Sordariomycetes, Magnaporthales, Pyriculariaceae.